AGUAGAUUCUCUCAACGUCACUUUAUGCGGCUAUGGAACGUAGUCAUCCCCUGGGGCGCUGCACAAGGCGCUAUAGUCUUGAGGAGAGUUUCCAACUGCUCCUUUCCCAGGCAACCCAAAGUGGAUCGCCCUGUGCAUGCUCCUGCCUAUUUGGAAGCUUACGAACUCAUGGAGGAAAAUGCUGACAUGAUUUUUGACCCGAGAGACAUGAUGAGUGAGCGGGCUUAUGACUCCACAUCGGUCUCCAGGGGAAACAGCACUGGUCAGCCCCAUCCCGCCUCAGACCUGCCGGGGCCUCGCGCCUGGCCCAUCGUCGGCUGCCUGCCCUACAUGCUGCGGCAUCCAGCCUUCGACCCGGACCGCGUGUAUGUGUUCUGGCAGGCAGUGAGGGACGAGUUUGGUCCCACAUUCCGCAAGGACAUGCCAGGUCAUUCUCAACUGGUGUUCAUCACGCAGCCGGAAGAUUUGGAGACGCUGCUACGGACCACGCUGUACAAUCCGCUGCGUCCAGCAAUGGCGUCUCUGAAGCGAGUGCGCAGCGACGGAGGCGCUGAUGGAAGGCACCACGCUCAUGACCACAUUUUCCAGGGACGGGCUGGAAUUCUUGCCGAGCAGGAGGAAGAGUGGUGGCGGGUGCGGCGCGUAGUGCAGCGACCCCUCACUGCCUCUCCGCUGGUGGCCCAGUACCUGCCCGAAAUGGAUGAUGUUGCGAAGGACUUCGUUGCCAGAAUACGAGCCCUGAGGGAUCAGCAGAGCGGAGAAGUGCCUGAGACCUUCAACACAGAACUGUACAAGUGGAGCCUGGAGUCUCUCGGAACCAUCGCCUUGAACCGUCGGUUAGGAUGUCUGCAGCAACAGAAGCACGAAGAGGCACACGAGAAUAGUGGUGGUGGUGAUGAAGGUGAACUACACCCUCUCCGCCUGAUUCGCCUUGCCAAGCAACUGCUGGGAGCCCUACACGAAACGGAGAACGUUAAAUUGUGGAAGUACUUCCCUACAACCUCCAUCAUGCGUCUACAAGAGGCACACCAGGUCUUUACAGAUGUAGCCCUGCAAGCCAUACAAGCUACAGAGCAGCAAGAAGCGGCCCGACAGCGGCAGGGUGAGGAUGGGGUGAUACCUUCCACCAGUCUGCUGGGGAUGCUACUGGCCACCCCACAGCUCAGCAGGGAAGACGUGCUUACCUUCAUCCUUGACUUGAUAGCUACGGGAAUCGACACGACAAGCCAUGCAGUGGGCAACUUGCUGUACCUGUUGGCACGUCACCCGCACGUGCAGCGGCGGGUGCACGAGGAGGUGAUCAGAGAGGUGGGGCGCCCACAGCAUCUUCUGCCUGAGCAUCUCACCGCCCUCACCUACACAAAGGCAGUUUUCCGGGAGUCCUUGCGGUUGAUGCCUGUUAACGUGGGUAUCGUGCGCACACUCACCUGUGACACAGUGCUCGGCGGCUAUCACGUACCCCGAGGGUGGGAGGUGGUGGCGCCCACAAUGCUCCUGAACCACCGGGAAGACGUGUUCCCCCGCGCCAAGGAGUUCUUGCCUGAGAGGUUUUUGCGUGGUUCACCCUGGGCACCGCGGCACAACUUCGGCUUCCUACCCUUUUCUUAUGGCCCCAGAAUGUGCAUCGGCAGGAAGAUUGCUUAUCAGGAGAUCUUUUGCUUCAUCAUUAGGGUAUUGGGUGAGAUGCACGUUGACUACAAGUACCAGGACAUCCACUUGGUGAACCGCCUCAGCUACGGUCCCUCGUCUCCCCUGCGCUUCACCUUCACCGACCGAUAAGGAACAUCGGAACAUUAAGGCCUUAAAGAAUGAAAAAUUAAAGAAAUCAGAAAAAAAAAAAAUGUAAUAUUGUCUGGUUCUCACCACCACCACCAUGAAUUAUCACCACUAUUAUUGAACCCACCAUGAACCACCACUACCACCACCACUGCACCCACCCAUGAACCACCACCACCAUAAACAUCUUGGACCACCAAAAUUUCCACUGGACUUACUCAACGGUUGUUCUGAUAUUUGUUACCUUCCCGAAAAAUAGCAUAGUAUGUAAAAGCCAAAAUAUGAAAACGUUGAUGUAAUAAGAUAGUACAGUCGUCGGUCAGAAGUCACGCGCUCAUUCCUCUUGCCUUCAGUACUUUCCCUCGGUGAGCUUUCUGGUGUGGUGACUCUCCUUGCCAACCCUGACUAAUGAUGGAUUCUCAGCAGAACAGAAGAUUUUAGACAGAGAACCGAAAAUGGUCCAUAUAGUGAGAAUGAGUGUAACGUUGCUUGGUCAUCAGCCAUGUAUACCUUUCGUGGCAUAAUCAUUUUUUUGCACGAGGAACGGGAAUACCUGGCGCACUAUAUGUCCCUGUCUUCUUCCUUAUCAAGCAGGAUUGGAGUAAUUACAAUUCAAAUUCUCAAUUGCAAUUACAGUUACUUACAAAAAUUUAAAAUUAGUUAUAAUUAUGAUUAGUCCAGUGAGGUUCAAUUACAAUUACUGCAAAAGUUCAAUUACAAUUACAAUUACUGCAAAAGAAAAUCAGUCUUAAUCACAAUUCCGAUUACAAAUUCCCAAA
Messenger RNA from Scylla paramamosain (green mud crab), 2555 nucleotides. Its product is annotated as cytochrome P450 CYP12A2-like. Lineage: Eukaryota; Metazoa; Arthropoda; Malacostraca; Decapoda; Portunidae. Gene Ontology annotation, molecular function: heme binding; monooxygenase activity; iron ion binding. The record is from RefSeq and is a predicted model, not a curated record. Bases 25 to 1779 code for a protein of 584 amino acids. The transcript has 11 exons.